Messenger RNA from Blastomyces dermatitidis ER-3, 6337 nucleotides. Its product is annotated as exocyst complex component Sec5. Bases 174 to 3269 code for a protein of 1031 amino acids. Gene Ontology annotation, biological process: exocytosis; Golgi to plasma membrane transport. The transcript is spliced from 2 exons. The record is from RefSeq and is a predicted model, not a curated record. Gene Ontology annotation, cellular component: exocyst. Lineage: Eukaryota; Fungi; Ascomycota; Eurotiomycetes; Onygenales; Ajellomycetaceae.
UAGCAAUUGCGCCAGCGAUGACGGGGAUUUAGAGAUGUGUCGAGCGCACUGAUUGAUUAGCGAAAACUUUAUGGCUGGUUAAAAAGUGUCAUUAUUUACGGAGUUGCUUUCGCGCCUUCUCUUGCUUCUGAUUUUUACUGGGGCGGUUUCGCUGUGCUGCCCAACACCCUAUUAUGGCUUCCUACGACACGGACGUUACCCAUUAUUAUAAUAUCCCGUCACUUUACCCCGAAGAAUGGCCAGCAGAGCUGAAUGAAAGUGACGAUUCGGAUGGUGAAGAGCCUCUGUCCUCUGGCCCCGGCACCUCUGCCUCCCAACGGCGAAAAUCGAGAUAUGCUGCCCUCCAAAUAGGUGGAAGCGAACGCAGGAGCAUAGUGCCGGGAUCUCAGCGGACUGGAGAUGGAAGGGAUAACUUGGUCCAAAAGGACGAACCAGACCCUUUGGGAUCUUCCGAGAGUGUAGUUAGGAUGUUGAAACAACGCGGCAUCGCCGACGAUGACGCUCGCGUUCGAAACCGUUACCUGCUAUCGUCAACAACCUUCUCGCCUGCGCUCUUCCUUUCCCAGACUCACGCCUCCGAUUCUAUCCAAUCCCUUCUUGAAGGUCUAGAUUUUUUAUCUAAAUCUAUCGACAAGAAAUCUGCAUCUUUGAAGGUUUUAGUUGAAUCGAAUUUUGAGCGCUUCGUCCGAGCAAAGGCAACCAUCGACAACGUAUAUACGGAAAUGCGAAACCAAGGCACGCAACCAGAUGCCCUGCCUCAAGGAAGACUUUCUCACAUCAAAAGAUACAGCACGGGAGCCACAGCCGCUCCCGGAAGCUCUGAACGCCCAGUUCCACAGAAAAACUCCCUUACGAAAGAAAGUGAAUAUGGUGUUAAGGGCAUACGCGUGCCUUUAGUGGAAGCUUCCGGGAAAGCGGAAGAGGUGUGGGGCGCAGCACUUGGGGGUCGACAGCGAGAAGAGGGUUUGAAAGCCGUUAUUGAAGCUAUGGCAAAACACCGAGAGAUAUAUGAUAUCGGAUAUAAUCUCGCGCGAUCGAUCAAACAGCGCGAUUGCGAAGCAGUUGUUGACCAAUAUACACGUGCCAGAAGAUAUGCGAUAGAUGCAAAGCUCAUUGCUGACCGGGCUGCAACAACGCAGCGCCCUUUAACCGACGAACAAGUUCACCUAAUCCUUGCUACGGGAAGAAUGUGGAUGGACGUUGAAAAGCAAAUACAAAUUUUCAAGCGGGACUUGUGGCGACGUUUGAGCACUGUUCAGGCAAAUAUCCCUACGAUGAGCGUCGAUGGCCCCAUCGAAGAGCACAUGGAACUAAUUGCAACACUACUUGAACUCGGCGUUGACGAUAACCCGGUCUGGGUCUGGCUCCUCGGACGUUAUGAUUAUUUGAAAACCAAGAUUAUUGCGUUCUGUGAGCGGUCGAAAGUCGAAAUUGAAAUUCUUCGGCGACGUCUAGCCAACAGGGAGAAACCGACGCCACAAGCCGUUGCGCCGUAUAUUCACAUCUCUAACCGUGAUAGCGUAACAAAUGGCACAGACACCCUCGAUACUGAGCCCGUUAUCGAACUAUGGGAAUGUGUGCACACAUAUCUGAAAAAGCUACUAUCAGUUGACGGCGGCAUCCUUGGAGAGGUCAUCGAGUUUUGGGACACUACACAAUCUUUCAUCGAUGGCAGUAAACAAAAGCUCCUUCCAGCAGGAUUCGAGGGUGAAAGCCGAAAACACCAUCGACUGUCUUCGGGAGGAGUAAGUGAUCUGAAAGAUGGUGUGGUUGAACUUGUAAAUCUCAUCCGCGAAAACGCUGUAUCGAUAUUUGCCGAUCCGCCUAUCGAGGACGUGUCUCUGCUACUUUCACCUCUCCCGACAACUCCCAACACCCCCCUAACUGGCUUAACCCCCACCGACUCUCGUUUCAGGAUAGAUCCUAAGGACAUUCCCCCACCUUCGCCUAGAAGAGGAGAAGCAUGGGAGGAUUUCGCCUUCUGGCCUCCAUAUGCGAACUCUCUUAGUGGUGUCCACUAUCUCAGCCAAUUCUUAAUCUUAAUCGGAACAGCUGCUAGCCAGAUAGCUGCAAUGAGCCCAAUAUCAAGCAGUAGUAGUACCUACGAUAAACUAAAGCUUCUUGUCAGCGGCACACGAGAACGAUCGGUCCGUGCUAUAUGCGCAGCUUGGAAUAAAGAUGCCGAGAGCGUGAAAUAUCUGGAGGAUUGGACUAGAGACUUUGAACGUAAGGACAUGACUAAGAUGCCCGGACUUUUCGUAGCAUUCGAAAGCGCAGUUCUUUCCGGAAUGCAAAAGAUAUUGUAUAUAUCUGAGGCCAUGACGAAACCUGGGGUCGUCGAUGUUGUCACCCCCCCACCUGCGAAACUCCUUCAGAUGGUCCGGUCCCAGUUUGUAACUAGCGUGUAUAAGGCAUUAAGCGGGCUUGUUGAAAAUGCGGAGCAUCUAGUUACGACUGAAGGAGAAAAUGAAUGGAUUCUUGUCGGUCCCGUCGUUCGCAUUGGUGGAUUGGAUAUCUCGUCAUCGAUCCCCCCUUCAGGCGGCAUUGAUUCCAAAAAUAGGAACGUUCGCAUGCUCCUCACGCUCUCCAACCUCAAAGCUCUCCGCGCUGACUACGUCCCUCAAUUGGUGUCCAAUUUCGAAACUGCAUUCUCCGUUAAAUUAACCGAGGAGUCUAAAACAAUCCGCGAUGUCCUUGGUCAAAUUGACGCCCGCCUAUUCCAAUCGUACACCCGGCCGAUGACCGCAACGUUAAAUUCGACUAUCCUCGAUGGGAUCGCAGCUCCGGAUUGGGUUCCCCUAACGAGUCGACCCGAUCAAGUUCGCCCUUAUGUAUAUACAACAAUGUUAAACCUCGUCCUGGUGCAUACAGAAGUGACCACAACUCUCCCAACACCAACUCAAAGUCCACCAAGCACACCCGCAUCGUCCCUCACAAACGCAAUACUCUCCCACCUCCUAACACAGAUUUCCUCAUCGCUUUUGAACGCCUUCAUUCAGCGUCCUAAGUAUUCGCUCCCGGCUCUCAUGCAAGCAACCCUGGAUACGGAGUUCAUUGCACAAACACUCUCACAGUACGCGACAGAGGAGGCGUCAAAAAUACAGAGCCAGAUAUACUUGGAACUUGAUCGUCGAACAAAUAACGAGGCCAGGGCUAGGUUACAGGCUGAGCUGGGGGAGAUGCGAGGGGUUUUGAAGCGGUUGCGGGAAGCGACUCGCGGGGAGUUUGCAUGCUUUAGAAAGGUGAGGAGUGGUGGGACUAAAGGAUAGAGAAAUAUUUGCCAUUUUCCUGAUUGGAAAGUGUAUAGAAUUGCACAUGCUGUCCAUAUUAGGUGCCUCUCUUCAAUGUUGUGGCUUUGGAUAUCUAUUCCCCGUUUUCGCUAGCCUAUUUGUGCGUUUGAGCUUUUAUUAUUGAGUGCAGGACGCUCUUUUUGUCUUCAAUUGAAAUUUUAGCGAAGAACAUGUGAUUGAGAUUCGAUUUAUGAAGAGAGCACGUGUGUUGCAAAGUCACCCUCCCCCCAUAGCAGCGAAGCUGCAUUUUGUGCUUGAAGUGCCCGAAAAUGGAAGCUGAAUAUAUAAACGGUAAAUCGAUACAGCCAUAUAUUCCCCUUCACCCCGCAUGAAAUCUAUGAAAGUCACUCCCAUAUGUCGCCUCAGAAAAAGACCAAAUCAUCCUUAUCCCAGCCCAUACGUAACAGUACGUUUUUGACGGCAACUUCCAACGCUUCAGGCCCGCAAACAAGCACUAGGCUUUUAACACCCCUCUUCCUACCAACGGGAACAUACUCCAAGAGCAAAUCUUCCGAAAUCCGACCUUUGCGCCCUGUCCAGGUUGCCGACGGCUGGGUCAGAGUAUGCACUAUGCGACACCUGCCAUUCGAAUCCUGUGCCACAAAUUCAUCCAGCUCAGCGUGGCAGAGUAUAUCAGCUUCAGUCCGAUUGCCAUCCACGACCACACAUGAGGUGUGGUCCUCUGUGUCCUCCAUCACAGUGCGGAGUACUUGGAAGAUAGGGGUGAUACCGCUUCCAGCGCAAAUCAUAUGGAACGAUUGUACAUAACGCUUUUCCCCGUUUAGGAGCACCGCACCUUUCCCUAGGUACUCAAAUUUCCCGACGGGCCCUUUGAACUUUACCAUGGCUCCUAGUGGGAGUUUGUCCAUUGCCAUGGUCAUUUUACCACCGUUUGGGUAAUCAGGAGUGGGAGCAUACAAUUUUAUUAGGAUGUCUAUGGUGCCUACAGCAGUUUGUUUGGAGACGGGGGUGUAGGCUCUGAUUAUGGUCUCGUCGGUGGAUGGGUCGCUAAUUUUGAGCAUGACAUGCUUUCCGACGGGAAGACCGAGGCAUUGGGAAUCGUGAGUGAGCUUAAAGGUAAAGAGGCGGGAGUCUGGUGAUAUCACUGUUUUGCUGCUUAGGGAUGACGGUGCCCAGAGUUUCGAAUCCAGAAAUACUUCACGAGAGGGUGACAACGACUCGACGUCGAUAUCAUUCUGUAGGGCCUCUUGAGAUGAUAUGUCGAGGCUUCCGAUGUGAUAAUCCCUCAUCAUCCCCUUCGCGGUUUCGCUAUCUAUUUGAAAUUAGUCAGCGAAGGAAGCAGUUAUUUGGUCAACGUAGGAACCUCACGAAUAGCCAUGAACUCCCCCGUCACAUCAAGACCAGCGGCAGACAGAAUGCUCUGUGCCCCUCCUGGAUGUUCGUUCAAGAAGGCGGUACCAUCAUAAACCUCGCCCUCAAGUGCAAACCAUGGCUCAGGCCCAGUUUUAUGACUUUUAAACCUCUCUAAACUUAUAGUAAUGUCCAGGUCAGGCUUCUUCAGGUUGAUUUUAGGGGCUUCCAUCGCUGCUAUGUUUUCACUGCCUUCUAAUACAGCUCCCCAAUUUCCAUUCGCCAAAUCCCCGCCAUUUUUCUUGACGCGCUCCAUCCAGCCACCAGGAAUCAGAGCGGGUUGAGUCGGGUGCUCAAACCUCAAGUAGCCAUCCGUUUUGGUGAUAGUAACACGGAACCAAGGGUUAUUCAUCAUACCAAGAACAGACCAGUACAUAUCGCGAGGCUGGAUAUUCAAUGCCUCAUCCAUUGCACGUACCAGAAUCGCGUCACUAUUUUUCAGUUCGGUUGUCGAUAUAGUUAGGGCCCAAAAACACCAACAAAAGCAGGUUUCCUGCCAUGACAUGUCGAUUUUGCCGCCGUACAAGUACUGGUCAACUUCACGAUACUUGUCCUCGGGGUAUUCUAUAUUUGCCAGCCUCCAAGCUAGGGAGGCAAUGCAAUGUUAGAACGGAUACAUCAGGAUCUGGGGAGACUACAUACUCUUCCCCUUAUCUAGGGAUAUUUCGACUCUUGUAAUCCUGCGGCCACCUCCACCAUAGGCGUAGCCCUUGACGUUAUACAUGGAAGAGCUGGAUACUACAAUUGUCUCGUCGUGUUCAGGAUACACGACAGCGGAGUUGACGUUAAGAUCAUAUAUUGCGUACCGCUCAUCGUGCCACCAUUUUGGCUCGUUCGUGGAUAUUUCCGGAGAUAUCAUGGUACUAUAUUUCAAAUUUUAACUGGGGAAAUAUAAAGUUGAGAUGCUGUAGGGAAAACUCACGGCAAAACUCGAUUAUCGUAUAGAUGAUACCAAUUGUCACUUGGGAUAUCGGAUAUGAUUAGCUUCGUCAACCAUUUAACACUCCGUCCACCAAUUUGACCUGGAACAAUAGCUCGGAGUGGCCGACCAUGGUCUGGCCGAAGUGGCUCGCCGUUCAUUUUAUGUGCCAGCAUUAUUCGCUUGUUAGGGUCCAUCACCCAAUUUAAUUUGACAGAUGUACCGUAGAAUCCGUUGGGCUAUGGGAGCAUCGUCAAUGUCUGCUAAAGAAGCGCGGCAUAAAGGGGGCCAUUACCAGUUUAUCUACUCCCUCCAUACACACAUAUCUUGCACUUUGAAGCAGCUUCGCCUUUAGUAAGAUGGAAGACAUCAAUGGGCCUGUAAACAGGGCUGUCGAUACUCCAGCAGCCCCCCACGAAAAGCCUUUUGAUUUUCUCACCUGGUUCUGUUCCUUGCGUCUGUUUCCGGCACAUACCAGAGUAAUGGGUGCCGUGAUUUGUUCAAAUUCGGUCAAAAUUUGAGUGAAAUUCAAUACUAUUGGGCUUUCUACUAGGCUAUGUGUAUCUAGUUAGUAGGGGUUGUUAGUGUACUCGUUCAGUACGAUCAAAUUGGACUUCACCCUUCGAUGCUGAGUUUCCAAUCGGGAAUGUCCUCCUGAUGAACCUCAGGAACAUAUCCAUGAUUUCUCACGUAAAAGAGUUCUGGAGAAGUAAGAAACCCUAUGCUCUCAUUAAUGAAUGAAGUUUGGAACAGACAG